AGUUGUUGCUCAAAGCACACACUCGGUAAUGCCAGUGGAGCGGGUGCCGACUCCAUGUCAGAUUCCGCCGAUUUGGGAGCGUAAUGCAGAAAUGUUCGAAGAUGCGAGAAAUUUCAUUGAAUACGUGUCGACUUACUUGGCAAAGGAUUUUUAUAAGCUUACCCUCUACGCCUACACUGUUCUCUUGGCUUUUUUCAUUGCUAUAAUUGAAGCACGGCACUAUGAUUUCAAGCAGAUGGGCGACACAAUUUUCAUUCUGGCCAUCUUUGUGUUAUUCUGUAUGGGAGCCACUUGCAGUUUCACAUUUUUCGCCAUGACUUGUCGUCAUGCUCUUUUUCUGGUCCCACUCCUCUUUCUUCAAGUCUUUGUGCUGCUCUACGGAAUCACCAAUUACUUCUGUCCAUUUGUGUUGACAAACGAGGCUCCUAUGAAAGCUGAUAUGGAUAUGGAGAGCAGUGAUAUUGCCAAAUGGAUAUUCUGCGCAAAAAUGGUGAUCUACUCGGUGUUUCGUGUUACUCCGCUUUUGGUUCAUUUUCUACUCACCAUGAUAACCAUCAAGUCUGUCGGUUGCAUGAUGAUCGUUCAGGUAUGUGGGUCAAAUUUUGUUUUAAAAAACUAA
Caenorhabditis elegans is the source of this 619-nucleotide messenger RNA. Its product is annotated as Protein lifeguard 2. Lineage: Eukaryota; Metazoa; Nematoda; Chromadorea; Rhabditida; Rhabditidae. The transcript is spliced from 4 exons. The record is from RefSeq and is marked reviewed. Bases 29 to 619 code for a protein of 196 amino acids.